This is a messenger RNA of Postia placenta MAD-698-R-SB12, 900 nucleotides long. RefSeq lists its product as hypothetical. Lineage: Eukaryota; Fungi; Basidiomycota; Agaricomycetes; Polyporales; Adustoporiaceae. Bases 16 to 900 code for a protein of 294 amino acids. The transcript has 6 exons. Gene Ontology annotation, molecular function: oxidoreductase activity, acting on the CH-OH group of donors, NAD or NADP as acceptor. The record is from RefSeq and is a predicted model, not a curated record.
UUGUACAAGCACGCCAUGCCAAUCCACACAGGAGCCGACUUCGUGACCACUGUUCGCCACGACACAUAUCCUGCGAUUGAUCCAGCCAAGGCGGACCUCGCCGGCAAGGUUGUCCUCAUCACCGGAGCGUCGAAAGGCAUAGGCAAGGCUAUCGCCAUCGCCUUCGCACAGGCCGGGGCAUCUGGCCUCGUGCUCUUUGCACGAUCCGACAUGUCCGCGGCCACGGCUGCCUGCGAAGCUGCCGCGCGCCCUGGUCAGGAUCUGAAAGUACUUGCCAUCUCUGUCGACACCACCGACGCCGCCCAGGUUGCCGACGCCCUCGCGAAGGUGAAGGCGGCCUUUGGGCGGCUCGACAUUCUGGUCAACAACGCGGGCUACAUGGAGCAUUAUAAGCUGAUACAUGAGCAGGACCCGGAGGAGUGGUGGAAGCCUUUUGAGGUGAAUCUGCGCGGGACGUAUCUUGUAACCCGCGCGUUUUUGCCGUUGCUCAUCGAGUGCGGUGGAGAGAGGACAAUCAUCAACAUGUCGAGCGUUGCUGCACAUAUGAUCCAUCCGGCCUUUUCUGCCUACCUGUCGUUCCUCUGGACCUCUAUAUUACUCAACGGCUUGAAGGUAGGUGACACGUCGAUGGCACGAUGCAGAAUUGAUCAUCUCGGUGUACUCGAGGCCGAUGAGUCAGUGACCCUCUUCUCGCCGAACUCAUUGAGGGUGGAAAGACCUAUGAGCCACACACAACAGGCGGAUACCAACUCUCGGCGGCUGAUAAACUCCGUUGCACGGGCUCAUUCGGCGUCGCCUAAGUGGGUCUUUGGGUGGGCACUGCUUCCGGCCAAGCUUGCAUUGUCAAGCAGGCGAGGGUACCGAGCCGACGGCCAGUGUAUUUUGACAGGCUGUGCAUGA